AUGGUCGUCGCUGGUGUGGACACAGAAACUAUCGAGAUUUUGGAGAAAGAACUAAACAAAACUGCAGCGGCAAAAGCCGCAGUGAUGACCAGAGCGAUGAAGAGGGCGAGAGAAUAUGGCGAUUGGAGUUUUGCAACGCUCGACAUGGUGACCAAAGUAAAGAACAAAAAGGUAAAGGUGACACACAGUUCUCCACUACUACCACCAGCUUUGGAGGAAAAACCCACGCUUGUGUUAGACAUGGACGAGACACUAAUCCAUGCCCACAAGUCCACAGCGUCCCUCAAGCUCUUCAGUGGGAAGAUUCUUCCAUUGCAGCGCUACCUUGUCGCAAAGCGGCCGGGUGUGGAUACAUUUCUAAAUGAGAUGAGUCAGAUAUAUGAGAUCGUGGUUUUUACUCGAGCGGUGAAGCCUUAUGCGGACAGGAUAUUGGAUAGGCUCGACCCAGCUGGGAAUCUCUUCACCCAUCGCCUCUACAGAGAUUCAUGCUCGCCCAAGGAAGUGGGAGGGAGAAAGGUUGUGAAAGAUCUUUCAAGGUUAGGGCGGGACCUCAGACACACGGUGAUCGUGGACGACAAGCCAGAGUCCUUUUGCUUGCAGCCCAGCAAUGGAAUUGUCAUCCGGGCAUUCAAAAACAGGAAAGGGCAUAAAUAUGAUGAAUUGAAGAAGAUAAGCAAUCUGCUUAAGGAAAUUGCAAGAGUUGAAGAUGUAAGACAAGCAUUGGAGAAGCUUAGAGGUUAG
Selaginella moellendorffii is the source of this 741-nucleotide messenger RNA. Its product is annotated as probable C-terminal domain small phosphatase. Gene Ontology annotation, molecular function: phosphoprotein phosphatase activity. Lineage: Eukaryota; Viridiplantae; Streptophyta; Lycopodiopsida; Selaginellales; Selaginellaceae. The record is from RefSeq and is a predicted model, not a curated record. The transcript is spliced from 2 exons. The coding region runs from base 1 to 741 and encodes 246 amino acids.